Molecule: messenger RNA, 1762 nt
Organism: Helianthus annuus (common sunflower)
Lineage: Eukaryota; Viridiplantae; Streptophyta; Magnoliopsida; Asterales; Asteraceae
Product: sorting nexin 2A
Exons: 4
Coding region: 200-1522 (440 amino acids)
Molecular function (GO): phosphatidylinositol binding
Source: RefSeq, a predicted model, not a curated record
GCAAAUUGUUGGCGACUGAUGUAGACACCGCCAUUUUACCUACGGGACUCCAAUUGCAGUUAACUGAAACCGAAUUAAGCGUGACCCGAAUCGUUAAAACACCUGCGCUGUACAUGUGUAGAAAGUGGUGGGGAAAUCUUGUCGUUCUCCCACCAGCGGUAGCUAGAAUCAGUGUGCAGUUGAUUGUUAUUGUGAUCUAAUGAAGGGAUCGGAAGAUCCAUUGAAGGACGGAGAAGUUGUGGAUGAUUACACAAGUGCGAUGACCGACCACCCUCUCGCCGACACCGAUCCUUUAAUCUCGCCGGCUCCCAUACUCAAAAACCCAAACCCAAACCCAGACCCCCCUUUGAAUUUGAUUUCGUCUGAAGGCGUGUUGCCGUAUCUGAAUAUAACAGUCUCCAAUCCGAAAAAAGAAGUAGAAUCGUACGUGAGCUAUCUAAUUUGCAGCAAAACUAACAUUCCGGAGUUUGGUGGAGGCCAGUUUAGUGUACGGAGGCGGUUUAAGGAGGUGGUAACGCUGUCGGAGCGUCUAGCGGAGGCAUACCGGGGGUUUAUUAUACCACCAAGGCCAGAUAAGAGUGUGGUUGAGGCCCAACUGAUGCACAAACAAGACUUUGUUGAGCAAAGAAGGAACGCCUUGGAGAAAUAUUUGCAGAGGUUGAGCCACCAUCCUGUCAUUCGCCAGAGUGAUGAAUUCAGACUCUUUUUGCAGCAGAACCUUCCAUUCUUACCAACAAAGAAUUUGUUGGGAGAUCAGGAUGCUGCUGCAGGUAGGUGGGAUUUUCUAAGGAUCAUGAAUCACUCCGUGAGUAAAAGUAAUGAUUCUCUUUAUGAGCAAGAUGGCCAGUUUCUUCAAAAUAAGGAGAGGUUGCUUACUCUGGAGAAGCAGCUUACCGAUUCAUCCAAGCAGGCCCAUGUUUUUGUCAAAGCUCAGCAAGAUAUUGCAGAAACAAUGGGAGCCUUGGGGCUCUCCUUUAUUAAAUUGACUAAGUUUGAAAACCAGCAUGCCUUUGCUCAUACACCGCCUGCUGCUGCUGCUGACAUGAAGAAUCUUGCUACUGCUGCCAUUAAAACCAGUAGGCUUCACAGGGAAUUAAGUUCACGCACUGCUAUGCAUAUGGAUACACUGCAUGAUCACAUGGGAUUAUUACAAGGAGUCCACACUGCAUUCUCAGACCGUUCAACUGCAUUAUUGACUCUUCAAACUCUUACAUCGGAACUGAAUUCCUUGUAUUCACGAGCACAAAAACUGGAAACAUUUGGCAGUCACAAGCCAAACGCACUCAAACUUGGGGAGGUUAAGGAAGCAAUUAGAGUCACUGAGGAUGCAAAAAGCUGUGCUACCAACGAGUACCAGCGGAUAAAGGGAAAUAACAGGACUGAAAUUGAAAGGCUAGACAGACAAAGGAAGAUAGACCUAAAAGACAUGUUGAAGGGAUUUGUGCUUAAUCAGGUGGCAUUUGCGGAGAAAAUUGGGAUGGAGUGGGCAAAAGCGGCGGAGGAGACUAGUGGAUAUGCAUGAUGACGAUGAUGGUUGAUUGUACAGUACCAUCCAAAUUAUUCAGUUUUUGUUUUCUUUAACUUCUUAUAGAAGAAUAAGUGGCAAUCAUUUUUUUCUUUAUCCACAUAGGAUAGGUUGGUUGUGAAGAUAUUUCUUAUAUAAUAUCGACUUCAUUCAUGGCAUCUUUAGAGGAACUAAUGCAUUGUUAAGCGAAUGGAUAACGGGUAAAAUAACUAUUUCUAUUUGAAUUAAUUAAGUGUA